AUGUUGUAUCUGACCACCGGAGUAUGUGAUCGGGCUGGGACUGUCGAUAUUUCUGAGUCUCUCUCAACUGAACAGUUACAACGGCCGCUCAAAAAAGGAGACAAAAUACGAAUUCUUGAUCUCCUGGAUGUACCUGUCUUCUUCGAAGUGAAAACGGACGAUUUUCAGGCCCACCGGCGCAUCGGCAACGUAGUUUAUACAGCACAAGAGCCAAUCUUGCAAUACGUCUCCUACCAGUCUCUCAAAAGGCGAAUUGAAUCAGCCUGUGAAAGCCCCAAUUUGGCGUUCUGUAGCCUGCGCAUUCAACAUACCCUAAUCGGUCGUAACACGAUUACUGGUGAGCCUGAAGCAGACUUUAAAUCUAAGUCAAUGAAUGAAGUCCAUCGUAUAUUUGCUGCCGCUCUUCAGAUAUGGGAAGAGAGCAGUAUAUGGGCAGAAAUCAAAGACAUUCUAUCAUCUGCAGCUACUGCAGACAAGAUAACCAAGAUCAUCGGAUUCAGAUGCGGGAGAAUGCCUGCUUCAGAUGAUGUGCCUCACACGUCAUACAACGCUGCUUUUCAACAUGCAUUGCUCCUGACGCUGCAACAGUUUGUGGAGGAGAGUUGGGGCCAUGAAGUUAUAUGCGCUGUCCCGGACCCCGCCUACACCGACUGGGAUAUAUAUCCGUUCUUCGCUCUUCUGGAAUUAAUGUCCUGA
This is a messenger RNA of Aspergillus puulaauensis, 696 nucleotides long. RefSeq lists its product as uncharacterized. Bases 1 to 696 code for a protein of 231 amino acids. The record is from RefSeq and is a predicted model, not a curated record. The transcript is spliced from 3 exons. NCBI's taxonomy places the organism in Eukaryota, Fungi, Ascomycota, Eurotiomycetes, Eurotiales, Aspergillaceae.